Molecule: messenger RNA, 1944 nt
Organism: Cannabis sativa
Lineage: Eukaryota; Viridiplantae; Streptophyta; Magnoliopsida; Rosales; Cannabaceae
Exons: 7
Coding region: 1-1944 (647 amino acids)
Molecular function (GO): nucleic acid binding
Source: RefSeq, a predicted model, not a curated record
AUGGAAAGAUCUCGAGGUUCUACACCAUUUAAAUUCUAUGAAGCUUGGUUCAAGGAGGGAAGUUGCCUGGAGAUCAUCCAACAAGCGUGGACCUCCUCUGGUUCAAUUGACUCUAACGAGAAUAUUUCUAGGAGGUUUGAUGCAAUUCGGGUAGCUCUUCAAAGGUGGAACAAGAAAGUCUUUAGUGAUUGCAAUAAAAAACUCAAAGCCCUGGAAUCCAAACUGCUUUUGCUACAGUCUAGAGAGGUGAAUUCAAGAAGUAUUGUUGAAGAGGAAGAAGUGGAGAAGGAAAUUUCUAAACUUUGGGAGAAGCAAGAGCUUAUUUGGCGUCAAAGAUCUAGAGAGAUUUGGUUGACAGAUGGUGAUCGCAACUCCAAAUUCUUUCAGGCGUCAACUAUGGAAAAAGGUGAAGUUCUCAAUAACUACUUUAAGAGGUUGUUCUCUUCCUCUAAUCCUUAUUUUCCUGAGGAUCUUCAGGGCUUGAUUUCGGGGGAUAUUACUACAAGAGAGAAUGAGGAUCUUAUUUCUAUCCCCACUCAUGAAGAGAUUUCUGAGCAUUUUGCCUUUGUCCCUAGUAGGUGGAUUGCUGAGUCUUCUCUACUUACUCAAGAGUUGGUUCAUAAUCAAAUCGAAAAGGGAUUGAUUGCCAAGGAGCAAUCCCUUGGGAGGUUGAAUGGCAUUCGUAUUGCUCGAGAAGCUCCGGCUAUAUCCCAUCUGAUGUUUGCAGACGACACUAUCCUAUUCUGCAGAGCCAAUGAGAAGGAGGUUGAGUCGCUGGUGAAUUGUAUGAUGAUUUAUGAAAGUUGGUCUAGGCAACAAUGUAGUAAACUCAAAUCGGGAGUCCUCUUUUCUAAAAAUUGCUCUCGGGCUCUUCAGAGAAUUUUAAUGGAUAAAUUGGGUAUCGGAUUGGUUAAAGGAGAGGAGAAACACCUGGAGAACCCGUUCCUUUUCUCCCGAAGCAGGAAAAAGGAUUUUAAUUUCCUCAAAUCUAAUCUUUGUAAACGGCUUGAAGGAUGGCGUAUGAAGACUUUGUCUACUAUUGGGAGAAUGUGGAAAGGCCGUAUUGAUAGCUCUAGAUUCCUGGCAACCAAAACCUGGGAUGUGCUUUGCCAACCGAAAGGUUGUGGAGGUCUGGGUUUCAGGGGAUUCAAUGAUGUGAACAAUGCCCUUCUGGCCAAAUUAGCCUGGUUUCUGGCGGAUAAUAGUAAUAGACCUUGGGCUGUUUCCCUCAAAGUUAAAUACUAUCCUUUGGAGACAUUUUGGAGUGUUCAAGAACGCUCAUCAGAAAGUCCGGUGUGGAGAGGAAUUUUGGAGGCCCGAAAACUAAUCUGUGAUGGAUCCUGCACUAUUAUUGCUAAUGGCGAGGACACUAAUCUGUGGUGGCAGCCAUGGAUUCCGUGGAUGGAGUAUGAUGAAUUCAGAGAAACUAUGGAGGCUAUUCGUUCCAAAGCCCCGUCUUUGCGCUGUGUUGCAGAUCUUAUGUUUAGAAGUAACAAAACUUGGAACCAUGGCUUCCUUGAGUUUCUGUUUGGCUACGAAGUGGGGGGUUUGAUUAGCUCUAUUCAAAUCAACACUCAUGCGGAGAAGGAUGUGAUUAUCUGGAAGAAUUCUGAUGCUGGUGCCUUCUCGGUUAAAGGAGCCUACCUGAAUAAUCAGAGGAAUAGAUUUGCUGAAAAGAAGGAGCUAUGGAAGUGGUUAUGGGAAAGGAAGCAGGAUAGUCCGAUUGCAGCAGAACUUGAAGUCAUCAAACUCGCCUUACUUUGGGCCAAAGAGAAGAAUUGGGAGGACGUGUGCAUCUUCACUGACUCUCAAGUUAUUGUGAAUUCCUUGCUGGAGGAAUCUUUUUCGAAUUGGAGAUCCAAAGAUGCUAGAAGUUUCUCCAAGGAGCAUCUGAAUUGUCAAGGGGAGGGAUUUCCCUGGAUCAUGAACCUUUUAUCGGUUUAA